UUGUGGAUGGAAUCUUUCGUCUGAAGGCAGAGACGACUUGCAGUGGCAAUUCACCUGUUUUAACGGUACCGAGAAUUUGGGUGUGUGACGGCCAGCGGCAGAAGAGACGGCUCCACAUUCACGCUGUACGAGCAAGCUAAUGCCCUGUGCUGGUUGAGAAGUUCCCUGUUGAAGUGAGAUCAGACAGUCAUACCAGUGAGGCAAGAAUGAGCAGAGUUCUUUUUGGCGUUGUUGCCCUGGCAACAGUGGGGCAAGCGUUCUAUUUCUAUGGCCAGUUUAUUGGCACCGCUUCCAUUUUUGUGAUUGUUCUCCUGCUCUUCGUGUAUAUGUUGCGCCGUCGGGAAAGUUUCGCAAUCGACGGACAUGGAAGGGGCGUGCUCAUCACAGGCUGCGACAGCGGGUUCGGCCACAGCCUGGCCAAGCGGUUGGAUGGCAUGGGAUUUGCAGUGUUCGCCGGGUGCUUGUUCCCCGACGGAGAAGGGGCUCGGAAUCUGGUCCAAGAGUGCUCCAGGCGGAUGAAGGUCCUCAAACUGGACGUCACAAAAGACGAAGAUGUCGCAAGCGCUAAGGCGGUCGUCCAGGCAAACCUGCCAGAGAAAGGUCUGUGGGCAGUUGUGAACAACGCUGGUAUUUCUGAUUGGUCAGAAACAGAGUGGAACACCAUCAGUGACUACUACAGAAUGGCUGAUGUCAAUUUGUUUGGUUGCAUUAGAACCACUCUACCGUUUCUCCCUCUGGUUCGAGCUUCAAAAGGCCGUUUGGUGUUUGUCUCCAGUAUUUUUGCCUUUUUUAACUGCCUGACCAUGGGAAGCUACAGUGUAUCCAAAAGAGGCAUGGAGGCUUUUGCUGACUGCCUCAGGGUAGAGAUGGCGAGCUUUGAUGUAAAGAUCUGCAUCAUCCGACCAGGAAACUUUGGCCCAGCGACGAAAAUCGUGAAGGAAAAAACGGCAACGGAAAUCUGGGACAAAUUAGACGAGGACCGAAAAACAAUGUUCAACAGACGGUACAUCGAAAUAGCAAAUGAAUAUUACAAGUCGUUGUGUAAGGAAGGAUCCAAGGACAGCAGCAUGGUCAUAGAGGCCAUGGCCGAUGCCAUCACGUCCCCACGUCCAAAAUUCCGAUACCUCCUCACAAACAAGAUGGACGCUGUGUUUUUCUACGCCUAUCCAUACCUGCCAACAUUUGUUUCAGAUGCUGUGUUUUCACUCAGUCCCUUUUACCAUAAAAGAAAGUCCAUGCUUUUCUCUCGAAAAAGGAGUUACAGUUAGCCUGCUCACUUUUUCCUCAGCUUCUCAGUCUAAGCUGGCAACCCAAGUUUAUAUGAUUUUGCACAAAAAAAAUACUGUGAAAUGCUAAACCACAAGCAGAAAGAAUUGUCUGUCAGCAGUUAAAGCUGGGCUUCUCCACAUUGCUAUAGUACACUAAUUGGUGACUGCCAUUUAAAAUUGGUGUUCAUGAAAAGUCCAGUCCAGUCUAGUCUACUCUCCCCAGUCUUUAAUUCUAAAAAAAAUUAAAAUGUUGCUGUUUUGUGCAAAAUUAUGGUGCAUAAUCGUCAUAUUCUAUCCAAGGGCUCAAACUUGUGGUUAAGCAUGUCCCGCUGGGACACUGCUGCUGUACCCUUGGGCAAGGUACU
Molecule: messenger RNA, 1633 nt
Organism: Megalops cyprinoides (Indo-Pacific tarpon)
Lineage: Eukaryota; Metazoa; Chordata; Actinopteri; Elopiformes; Megalopidae
Exons: 5
Coding region: 207-1268 (353 amino acids)
Molecular function (GO): oxidoreductase activity
Source: RefSeq, a predicted model, not a curated record